GGUUUCGUUGGGUUACGUCAUAUGUUUUCCUCCUUCACGCGGCACAUCUCCCGGCUAGACAGCAGAGGCGGAAUCGUGGAACAUGGCAGACGAGGAAGACUCAGCGCCGGAGCCUGCCGCUGUCUCUCCGCCGGAGAGCCCUCACACUGAGCGCCCUCACACUGUCUCUUUCUCCGAGAGUGUCCAGCCGGCCGUCGGGAUGAUGAGCCAGCUCCUAACGCAGCCCUCCUCCCUCAAGUUUGACAAAAACAUCAAACAGGCCUUCUACAACACGGGGGCGAUGAUCUUUGUGGCUAUCUGUUGCGGGGCUGCUGUGCUGGUUUACUUUAUCCUGGAGGCCUUCCUCCGCCCGCUGCUUUGGGCAGUACUCUGCGGCACCUUCCUCCACCCCUUCAAGUACUCCCUGGCCCGGCUCGGCCGCUCAUGGCUCUCCGGCCUGCAAGACACCGGGACGCCCAUCCUGGUGGGCACCCUGUUGGUCCCGGUGUGGUGCGUAAACUACGGGGUGGAGGCGAUGGGCAGGCUGGUGCUGGAGAGGCUCACGGUGCUGCUGGUGAUCGGGGCCGGGGCGCCGCUAGUUUACUUCCUCUACCUUUCCUGGAGCGUCACCGGCAUGCAGGUGAUCCUCGGGCACGCCUGUGGAAUCAUCGGGGCCGCGCUGGACUGUUUCCACGCUAUGUGGGUGUGCACUGUGGUGUUUGGCUACUUGUUGGCAGUUUGUUUCAAGUGGAGUCCCCAAACCGAGCGCUACCUGAAGGCUCUGGCUCUUCCUGUCUGGGCCGCCCUGCUCUUCUAUAUUGUGUCUCUGACCGGCUCAUGGAGAGUGCCCAUAUUUGUGGUUGUGGUUAUACUCCUCAUCGUCGGCUCCCAAGAGAAACCACCUGUCUCUGGAAGAGGAGAGCUGUCAGGGCAGGUGUUGUCAUUCGCUGCUAAUACUAUUUACAUGGCAAUCUCCUGUAGCAACCUUCAGCUGAAAACUGAGUCCAGUGAAAACUCUACCACAGAUGGUGUUCAGUCUGUGGGCCCCAUUCCUGCCACCCCUGGGUUCCCUCGGGGCUCUCGAUCAUUACCAGCUGGCCUCUUCCAGAAAGAGAAAAGCUCCCACAGAGCCAGUGAUAUCUACUUUAUUCUACUGGUUUGGGCCAUAGUUCUGGUUCAGGUCUGGCUCAACCUCUGGAUCCUACAGCUUCUGCCUAUCCCUGUGGCUGUGUGGGUGCUGAAGAAGCUGAUGGUCCACUUUGGCCUGAAGAGCUUUGCUGAGCGGACUCUUACCUCGUGGUGGAUGGGGCUGGAGAAGUUCGGACGAGAGCGAGAGGAGGCCCUGCUGCCUGGACCAAUCAAAGGCCUGGCUCAGUUCCUGCUUCGCACUGACACCAAGCUCUGGCAUUGGCUUAACAAGCAGAUGAUCGUGUGGUUGGAGCGAUCUCUGGAUAAAAUCAUCAGCAUCUUUAUCAUCUUCCUCCUGGUCACAGGGACCCUCCUCAUGGCGCUGCUGCUGACUGCUAUGGUCCAUCAUGAGAGUGUUCACAUCAUUGAGGUAACCAGUAACCUCAUCAAUGAGACUGUGUCUAAUCAUCCAGAAUGGGCAAAUUGGCUUCCAGAGGCUCGUGUGGUCCAGAGGGCUCUCAAUUCAGCUGCUACUAAUGUUUAUCAACAUGGGAGAGAAUGGAUAACACAAAAGCUUCAUAAGAUGUUAGGAGACAAGGUGAACCACACAGCAGUGAUUGAGAAACAAGUUUUGGAGCUUUGGGACCGACUGUACCACUCCUGGUUUGUGAAGAACGUGACCCACUCUGGACGGCACCGUGGUCAGAAGAUAAUGGCUCAGAGACAGAACAGCUGGUUAGUGGACAUCCUGGACUGGAAGGACAUCGCCUCAUUUCUACAGGAAAAUAUUGAAACUCUGCUGUCUAUCCUGGAGUCUCUGUGGGUGGUAAUGAGUAGGAAUGUUGGCCUCCUCAUCUCCACCACAACCACCCUCUUCACUGUCUUGUUCCACAGCGGCACGGCUCUACUCAACUUUGCUCUGAGUCUGGUGAUUUUCCUGACCACUCUCUUCUACCUGCUGAGCUCCAGUGGUGAAUAUUACAAACCUGUCAAAUGGGUGAUCAGCCUGACCCCUCUCUCCCAGCCAGGACCCUCCUCCAAUAUCAUAGGCCAGUCUGUGGAAGAGGCCAUCAGAGGAGUGUUUGACGCCUCUCUGAAAAUGGCCGGCUUCUACGGCCUCUACACUUGGCUCACUCACACCAUCUUUGGCAUCAACAUCGUUUUCAUUCCUUCUGCUCUGGCUGCCAUCCUGGGUGCGGUACCGUUCCUGGGAACCUACUGGGCAGCGGUGCCGGCAGUGUGUGACCUGUGGUUGGCACAGGGCGAAGGCGUCAAAGCCGUGCUGCUGCUGAUCUGCCAUCUGCUUCCGACAUAUUUUGUAGAUACAGCGAUCUACUCUGAUAUCUCUGGUGGUGGACACCCCUAUCUAACAGGUCUAGCGGUGGCAGGUGGAGCGUACUAUCUGGGACUGGAGGGUGCCAUCAUUGGGCCCAUCCUCCUUUGCAUCCUGGUGGUUGCAGCCAACAUCUACAGUGCCAUGCUAAUGAGCCCCAGCUCUGCAGUGCCCACACCGGUGCAGUCAACCUGGCCUGUCCACUCCAUCAGGACCUUCACAGACUCUACCCCGUCUGUCCUGAAGAAGGCCAGUGAGUGAGAGCAAGAGGGCGAGUCCCUGUGGAACGUCAUCUGGCUAUUGGCCGAUUCCUCAGGGGAAGUGCUCCCCUCCCUGAAGCUCCACCAUACACCGCCCAGCUCUACAGGAUUCAGCCCCGACCAAGAGAAGAUGGCGGUGUAAUGGCUGGUCACCUGUGAUGCCGUCUGCUUACCAGAGCGCACGCCCUUGAUCCCAAACAUGGACCAAUGAUAUCACAUUGGGCUUUAUGAAUAUGAACGAUGGAGACAUUGAUGCUAAUCACAUCAUCUUUCAGGACUCAGUGCCUAAAUUGAUUUUGUAAUGUUGACAAAUGACUAAAAUUUUCAUGUGAUUUGUGAAUUGUAAGAUGAUAUAUUUUAUCUAACGGCCCCUAAUUUACCCUGCACACCCUAACUGUGUUUAAGCAACAGUAUAUGGUUAUGCAGUAUUUGUACUCCCUACCUCUCUCCUCGUGGAGGCUCAAAUAGAAUUUAUAGUGAAAGCUGGCCACAAAAGUCCUCACGCCUGGCUCAAGAGAACGAGUUAAUGACUCUCUGUAGUUUAACUUAAUGUGUUCACGUUUCAGUGGUAGUAGCUGUGAGUCUGCAUCACUAGUUCUCUGCUUUAACAAAGAUGUAUACUCUUGCUGGCCUGAACCAGGCUUUUUAGUAUUUUGUUAAUGGCUAAAGGUUUAGACUAAGGUUUUAGCCCUGCACUCUGUGCGUUCAGGGCAUCUGGUCUGAGUCUGAAAAUUGACAGAUUCUGUUUUCUACAUUUUUAAUUUAUUUCAAGCUUAAAGAUUGUUAUGUAACACACUGUGAGUGCAACUACAACCAAGCUUUUCAUUUUUAACCCAUCUGCCAGUAUUGAAGGACGUUUACACUCAGAAGACCUUGAUAAGUCUGACUGAGUAUUUUUGUGAGCACUUUUCAACUUUUGGUAUGCCUGUGACUUACAUCCCUAUCACAAUUUUAUCAGUGGUUCAGACCUCAAACACCUCACAUCCCUUAGCAAUGUCUUGUAUACAUAUAAUUUUUACUCACCUCCUCCGUUCUUGCACUUGUCCACCCCAUACGUUACAGUCAGAGCACUUUUUUGAAAGGAGAAUAUGAAGUAGUUUAUAUUGCUUGAAGCUUUAAUGAACGGGCUGUACAGGUGAACUGUGUAUGUAAUGUGACACAUUGAUCAUUCAUGGCUACUGUGUUAGCUACUGGAGGGUGAGAGUGUGGUGAUGUGGUCUGGGUUGGAACAAGCGUGUAAUUUAGCAAUGGUUUCAGUGUUGAACUAAAAUACUGUCAUUUUAAGUUUCAUACUGUUGCUGGGUUUUUUUUAUUACUUGUUAUGCACUGACAAAAUAAACAUUAUCAUUUGA
Messenger RNA from Seriola dumerili (greater amberjack), 4052 nucleotides. RefSeq names its product transmembrane protein 245 (gene tmem245). The record is from RefSeq and is a predicted model, not a curated record. The transcript has 18 exons. Bases 83 to 2701 code for a protein of 872 amino acids. NCBI's taxonomy places the organism in Eukaryota, Metazoa, Chordata, Actinopteri, Carangiformes, Carangidae.